Molecule: messenger RNA, 827 nt
Organism: Gryllus bimaculatus (two-spotted cricket)
Lineage: Eukaryota; Metazoa; Arthropoda; Insecta; Orthoptera; Gryllidae
Source: the annotation of a GenBank genome assembly
CCGAAUAUGUUCGUCCUUGCAGCCUCAAGAUUUCAGACCGGAAGUUCAGCCAAUGUGCCUUAGAAAGGGCCCAGGAGGUCAUGCCGAAAGCACUAAAGGGCACAUUUCAAAACCCAAACAUAUUGAUACAUACGUGGCUUCAGUACCAGAAGUAACAGUGAAUGCCAAGUACAACAUCUCUGGACGAAUCUUACUGUUGCCUAUUGUAGGGCAAGGAAAUGUAGUCAUGAAGUUCAAAAACCUGAAAAUGACGUACCAGUUUAAUGGAGAAAUCGAAAAGCGUCAAGAUGGCGAGUUCUACUAUGUGCCCCAGCCCGGUGCCCUUCUGGACGUGGAAGUGGACGGCAUGACGGUUCACCUCGACAACCUCUUCAACGGCGACAAAACUCUCGUGGAAACAACCAACCAGUUCCUGAACACCGAGUGGAAAGAAGUGUUUGAGUCGCUAAAGCCGUCCUUCACGAAGGAGAUCUCCCGCAUGAUCACCAACUUGCUCAACAGCAUCUACACCCAAGUGCCCAUGAAAAACGCCUUCUUGGAGUUUGACGAAUUCAUGAAGACGGACAGGUUCCAGCCAAUCGAUAAAUCGGGAGGGCGAUAAUUCUUACUGAGAAAUUGAUUUCUGGAGUUCAGGAACAUUCCCAUUACGAGGUUUGGUUUCUGGGCUAAGUUUGUAACAGACCAUAUUCUGUACGGUCAGGUCAAAUAUAUCUUUGGCAUAUGAAAGCUUGUUAUACCAUCUCUAGUUAAUCCAGUUUUGAUUAAAACAGUUAAAUUAUUGUCUCCAUUAUUUAAUUAAUUUUUUUAUUUCCUUUUUGUUGACUUAC